Panicum virgatum (switchgrass) is the source of this 2183-nucleotide messenger RNA. RefSeq lists its product as uncharacterized. Bases 558 to 2183 code for a protein of 541 amino acids. The record is from RefSeq and is a predicted model, not a curated record. NCBI's taxonomy places the organism in Eukaryota, Viridiplantae, Streptophyta, Magnoliopsida, Poales, Poaceae. Gene Ontology annotation, molecular function: DNA binding. The transcript is spliced from 4 exons.
CCGUCUUCUUCACGACCCCUGUUCCGCUAGGCGCUCGCCUAGGCGCGAUUCCGCGCGACUAGUCGGUAGUCGACGCCCGUCGCCUGGCCUAGGGGGCUAGUUGGGGUCCUAGGCGGGCGCAGCGCCUAGGAAGCGCUCGGCGGCGAGUCGGCGCCGAUUCGGCGGGGCGCAGACGCUGUAGGCGGCGUGUAGGCGGGCGGCCCAGCUGUGCGGGCGUUUUUUCGGCCGCUGCGGAAGCGCGCGCAUGGCGUCGAGCGCGGGAAGCCGGGAACAAUUGAGGCUGCGCGCUGGAAGGAUAAGAGCCGCCCAGACGUUUCCUGCUCCCAGACGCCGCUCCUGCCUGAAGGUCCACCCGCCGGCUCUGCUCCUCCCCGCCUGAAGGUCCACCCGCCGGCGCUACUCCUCCUCGCCUGGGAAGUUCCACCCGCCGGCGCUGCUCCUCCAAGCCUGGGAAGCUCCGCCGGCCGCACUGCUCCUCGAACCUCCUCCCCGCUGCACUGCUCCAGCCUCCAAGUCUGCAAGGUCCUCACCGCCGACGACCUCAUCUUGCUCCAAGGAUGCCGACAUCAGAGAAUGCACAAGUUGAUGGAGCCAGCACUGAGGCAGUGAAUCUCCUGAAAAGGAACUCAGAUGAUGUUGGAUGGGAGUAUGGUGUUCUUGUUGAUGCUAACAACAAGGACAAGGUCAGGUGCAACCUUUGUAAUAAGGAGAUGAGGGGAGGGAUUUAUAGGCUGAAGCAGCAUUUGGCUCAUGAAGGAAAGAAUGUGACUAAAUGUCCAGUUAGAACACAACAGUCUUCAGAGGCUAAAGCAAAGUGCAAGAAAGCACUAGAAGAUGCAAAAAGGAAGAGGGAGGAGAAGACUGUCCGUGAGCUAGAACUUAGAGCGGAAGUGGAUGUGUCUAGGGUUGGAGAGUCAGAGGAAGUCACUUGUGUUGUUAGUUCACAGCCUCACAAAUUAGGAGCUAUUGACAAAUGGACACGUGCUAUUGAUCCUACAGCUACCAAGACUGAGUCUUUAAAGCAACAGCAGCUGAACAAAGAACUUUGGAAAGAAAGAUCAAAUGAGGUGUACAAGUAUAUUGCAAGAUGGGUCUAUAAUCAUGCAAUACCUUUCAAUGCAUGUGACAAUGAUGACUUCAAGCAAAUGUGUGAAGCAAUUGAACAGUUUAGACCUGGAUUUCAGCCUCCAAGUGAUGAUUUACUACGAGAGAAAUUGCUGGAACAAGAAUAUGCAAGAACCAAGAGUUUGAUGCAGGAACGUCAAGCUGAGAAGUUGAAAAAUGGGUGCUCUGUUAUGCCCGAUGUUUGGUCAGAUAGGAAGAGGAGAAGCAUAAUGAAUCUAUGCACUAAUUGUGCUGAAGGAACUGAAUUCAUCAGCUCAAAAGAGAUGUCAGAUGUGUCACACACAAGUGAAGUCAUCUUUGAACUAGUGGACAAAGCAAUUGAAGACUUGGGUCUAGAAAAUGUGGUGCAAGUAGUGACCGACAAUGCCUCCAACAACAUGGUAGCAAAGAAGCUAUUGCUUGAGAAGAGACCACAGAUAUUUUGGACAUCUUGUGCAGCUCACACAAUAAACUUGAUGCUCCAAGGAAUUGGCAACUUGCCUCGGUUCAAGAAAGUGAUUGACCAAGCAAAGGCAUUUACCAUAUUUGUCUAUGGCCACACAAGAACAUUGGACUGCUUGAGAUACUUCAUGGAGGGGAAAGAGGUAGUGAGGGCAGGAGUGACUAGGUUUGCUUCAAACUUUCUCACUUUGAACAGCAUGCUAGAGAAGAAGGACCAGCUAAGAAAAAUGGUGGUUCAUACUAGGUGGGACUUAUUGAAGGAUGUGAAAUCAAAGAAAGGAAAAUAUGCCACAGCAACUAUAUUGAGUCCAACCUUUUGGAAGGAAGUGAAGCUAAUAUUGGCUGUUUUUGAGCCAUUGUUCAAAGUCCUCCGUUUGGCUGAUGGGGAUGUGAAGGCAUCCAUGGGUUUCAUUUAUGGAGAACUACUAAAGGCAAAGAGAGAGAUCAAAGAGGUCUUUGGCAAUAAUGAGACUCGAUUCAAGGAUGUACUAGUUGUUAUUGAGAAGAAGAUGAAUGAAAGAUUUAAUUCUCCAUUGCAUUUGACAGCUUAUUUCCCUGUUAUUAAAACGACGUUUUCACGAGAAAACGUCCUUGUGAAACGUCCGUUUAAACGUUAA